AUGUUACGUGGAGAACUGUCAUUGGCCCAGUUAUUCAAGAACACUUUCUUGCUUCUCUUUCGACCGUCUCUUGCGCAUUUCCGGUACAUCUGUAUAUUUAUAGCUGCUAGAGUGAUGGUUGGGAGUAGUUUCGAGGUCCAAUCGGUUAACGGGAAAUCUGUUGCUAUGCCGGAGAUGAUGACAUUGGCGGCGGAAGAGAAUUUAUUCGAUUUAACGGUGGUUGAGGAGCCGGAUCUUGAGGUUAAAGAGAAGGAAAUAGUGUUGGGCAGGAACGUGCACACCACUUGCCUGGCGGUGACGGAGCCCGAUGCGGAUGAUGAGUCCACGGGUGAUAAGGAGGCUCACAUGGCCAGCGUCCUAGCUCGCUACCGGAAAACUCUCAUAGAACGCACCAGGCACCAUCUAGGAUAUCCAUACAAUUUGGACUUUGAUUAUGGUGCGCUUGCACAGUUGCAGCAUUUCUCUAUUAACAACCUCGGCGAUCCAUUCAUUGAAAGCAACUAUGGUGUACACUCAAGACAGUUUGAAGUGGGGGUUCUAGAUUGGUUUGCCCGUCUUUGGGAAAUUGAAAAGGAUGAUUACUGGGGAUAUAUUACAAACUGUGGUACUGAGGGUAAUCUUCAUGGCAUCCUUGUUGGAAGAGAAGUGCAUCCAGAUGGAAUUUUGUAUGCAUCGAAAGAAUCACAUUACUCUGUCUUCAAAGCAGCAAGAAUGUAUAGAAUGGAAUGUGUAAAAGUUGCAACUUUGGUCACAGGAGAGAUAGACUGCACAGAUUUUAAAACUAAGCUGCUUACCAACAAAGAUAAACCAGCAAUCAUCAAUGUCAACAUAGGAACUACAGUUAAAGGGGCUGUUGAUGAUCUAGAUCUUGUCAUACAAACUCUUGAAGAAUGUGGAUUCUCCCAUGAUAGAUUCUACAUCCACUGUGAUGGCGCUCUAUUUGGUCUGAUGAUGCCAUUUGUCAAAAGGGCACCGAAGGUAAGUUUCAAGAAGCCCAUUGGAAGUGUGAGUGUUUCUGGCCAUAAGUUUGUGGGAUGUCCGAUGCCAUGUGGUGUGCAGAUAACAAGGCUACAACACAUAAAUGCACUUUCGAGCAAUGUUGAGUACCUUGCUUCAAGGGAUGCAACAAUUAUGGGAAGUCGAAAUGGCCAUGCUCCAAUCUUCUUAUGGUAUACCCUGAACAGGAAAGGGUACAAGGGAUUCCAAAAGGAAGUCCAAAAGUGCCUUAGGAAUGCUCACUAUUUGAAAGGUCGUCUUAUGGAAGCAGGAAUUAGUGCCAUGCUCAAUGAACUGAGCAGUACAGUUGUGUUUGAGAGACCUUGCGAUGAGGAGUUUGUUCGACGUUGGCAGCUUGCUUGUGAGGGAAAUAUGGCACAUAUUGUUGUGAUGCCGAAUGUCACCAUUGAGAAGCUGGAUUACUUUUUGAACGAAUUGGUUCAAGAACGAUCAAUCUGGUAUAAAGAUGAGGAAGUUCAGCCUCCUUGUCUUGUAGAAGAUGUUGGGACGGACAACUGUUGCUGUGCACUUCAUAAGUAA
Molecule: messenger RNA, 1536 nt
Organism: Fraxinus pennsylvanica
Lineage: Eukaryota; Viridiplantae; Streptophyta; Magnoliopsida; Lamiales; Oleaceae
Source: the annotation of a GenBank genome assembly